AUGCUUCAUGAACUUUUAUUAGCCUUGUCUGGAGUUGGAGGCGAGCUUUUCGUUCCUCACCCUCCACCACCUGAGAAGCCAGUUACCUUUAAAGUGCCUGCGGACUUUCCUUUCUUGCAUACAGCUGAACGCUGCUCUCUUGAGCGUCUUGCUAAGUUAGGAUUUCACUACAAAAGCAUAAUAAACUUUCUAGACAGGCAACGUGGAAGAGGAUGGACAGAGUUAAAUGCACGGGAAGAAUUAAUUGAUAGGAGAGAAACCAAACCUCCUGGACUAUUCGUGCAGACUCUUUGUAAUGCCAUUAACGAGGUUUUAUCGGACUAUAGGCAAUUGAUUGUCGAUUCAGAGAAAAGAAUUCUUAAUAAAGACGUUGAUAUGAAUGGUGUCGUACCUAUUGCACAUUUAUCGCAAGCCUUUGGUGAAUAUCAAGUUAUUCUACCGCAACUUCACAAACUAGUCCAAGAAAUAGAAGACAAUCCAGUAAAAUAUCAUGGUGCUCGAUUACUUAACCUCAUUACUGAGAAAUGUAAUACUGGGGUCCCAGAACUGAGAACGAUAAUGUUAAAACUUCUUCAUGCUUGUCACGGAGAAAUAUGGCAACGUCGCUUCGUUCUCGAUGAUUCCUUAAUACCGAGACAUAUACCGCGUCCACUAGCAGAAUCGAUUCUGUUUGUUGGGAAGGCUGUUGCGAUUGUGAGAGAUGCAUCAAAAAUGCCACAUACCAAAACCGAUCUCCCAAAAUCCCUUACGACAUUGCAUCUACAAAAGUUAUUAGAUUUAUCCUCUAGACCACAAUUUCAUCAUAUGGAACUACAGAAUGUAGUCACUAUAAUACGAAACAACGUAGCGCAAUGGCUAUGGCAUGUCGUUCUAACUGGAGAUAAGGUUAUCGAAUGUCUAGAAGCAUUCAGGAAGUAUUUUCUCCUUGGUCAAGGUGACCUCGCUUCUGCUUUAGUUGACCAGUUUGAGAAACUUGCAGUAUCGAGACUUGCAUCUGCGAGGACGUCUGUGGUGAAAGAACAAGAACUGAAUUCGUUACUUGUGCGCGCACAAGUGGGUUCUUCUGUCGAGAAUGAUGCAACGUUUGAUAAAUUCACAUUCAAACUUGCUAAUGACCAACAAACAUCUUCGUCCAGUAUGUUUGAUGACUUUCUUCUUGGAGUACCGCUUCGUCUUGAGUAUGAAAUUACCUGGCCUCUCGAUUUAUUUGUCACAACGGAAGACCUGUCAAAAUAUGGAGAUUUGUUUUCUUUUUUGAUAUCUUUGCGUCGUACUCAACAUCGUCUUGAAAGAGUUUGGGGGCAUCUGUCAGCUAUGUAUAAAUAUGUGGCUAAUGCGACUACGCGACAGGCCAAGGAUUCACUUCUUCUGUGGCGAAUGCGAGCGGCCAUGAUAUUCUUUGUCAACUGUCUUUGGGAGCACGUUCAG
Molecule: messenger RNA, 1428 nt
Organism: Paraglomus occultum
Lineage: Eukaryota; Fungi; Glomeromycota; Glomeromycetes; Paraglomerales; Paraglomeraceae
Source: the annotation of a GenBank genome assembly